UUAUUAGAACACAAGUAUGUUUAUGGUAAAUCAAAAAGACUAGAAUUAAGGAUGAAAUGGAAAGUUAGAUUUAAAGUUACCCCCGACAUUUAAAAAAAGUACCCAAAGUAAAUUUAAACAAGGCAAUGGUGAGGUGUUAUUUAUUCUCCCAGGAAAGUCAUUUGGAAACUCCAGCGUCUGCAAGAGAUUUUGAAGCAAGGGCUGGAAAUAGCGGAACCAAAGUCCAACAGUCCUCGGUUGCUGGGGCGGACGUGGGCCCAAUUUGUCCGUUCUCGCAAGUUUCCCCCAGGGCUGGGACCUUGACGUGCGGCAAAUUCAAAUUUUCCAGUACCGUAGUGGUCGUCUCUGGCCCAAGGUAGAGGCCAACGGAGAAAUCAUCGAGCCUCAGAUUUUUUGGUGUACAGAAUGCUUCGAUACGCAUAUUCUCGUAGACUAUAUAAAGAAUUUCUUUCAUGCUGGUUGGACUCUGGCAUACUUAACUUAGGUGCCUGGCCAAAAAGUAUACAUACUACAUCAGGAAAAUAUAAUGAAUGUGAGGCCCAGGAGCAACCAGAUCAUACUGGAGCUCAGGAGUUACACAGAUGUCAAAGUAGAGGUUCUGAAGGUGUGGCUCAACUACAUAUCCCAGUGAUGGUGGAUGAAGUUGUUCGUUGUUUGGCACCCCAAAAAGGGCAGAGUUUUCUAGAUAUGACAUUUGGUUCUGGAGGUCAUACAAGAGCCAUUCUACAGACGGAGUCAGAUAUUACCAUGUAUGUUUUAGACAGAGAUCCUACAGCUUAUGCCAUGGCCGAGCAGCUUUCAGAAUUGUAUCCUAAACAGAUCCGAGCAAUGCUAGGCCAGUUCAGCCAGGCUGAAGCCUUAUUAACAAAAGCGGGAGUACAGCCAGGGACUUUGGAUGGAGUUCUUUUGGAUCUUGGAUGUUCCUCCAUGCAACUUGAUGCUCCUGAAAGAGGUUUUUCCCUUCGGAAGGACGGCCCUUUGGACAUGAGGAUGGAUGGUGGCAGGUGCCCUGACAUGCCCACCGCUGCCGAUGUCGUGAACGCCUUAGAUCAACAGGCGCUUGCAUCCAUCCUAAGAACAUAUGGGGAGGAGAAGCACGCCAAGAAAAUCGCAUCAGCAAUUGUUCAGGCCCGUAGCAUCUACUCCAUCACUAGAACCCAGCAGCUUGCCAGCAUCGUCGCAGGAGCAUUCCCUCCCUCUGCCGUCUAUGCACGGAAAGACUUGCUGCAGCGACCUGCCCAUAUUGCUACCAAGACUUUCCAAGCUCUCCGCAUAUUUGUGAACAAUGAGCUCAAUGAACUCUAUGGGGGACUGAAGACGGCCCAGAAGUUUCUGAGACCUGGUGGUCGCCUUGUUGCCCUCUCCUUCCAUUCACUGGAGGAUAGGAUUGUCAAACGAUUCUUGCUUGGGAUAAGCGUGACGGAAAGAUUUAACCUCAGUACUAGGCAACAGGUGAUACGAGCAUCGCAACUGGCUUCAGGUCAUGGAAACAAGGAAGGAGUCUCUACAGAAGGAGCUCCUUCAGCAUGGGAACUGAUACACAAGAAGGUCCUUACUCCCGAAGAUCAGGAUGUACAAGAUAACCCCAGAGGGCGCUCAGCAAAGCUUAGAGCAGCUAUCAAGUUAUGAGAACGUCACCAUCACCUGAUCUUUUGAAUUCCCCCUCACAGUUUUUCUUUUUCUUUUAUUUUGUAUGAU
Messenger RNA from Tupaia belangeri chinensis (Chinese tree shrew), 1698 nucleotides. It is a transcript of the gene METTL15, whose product is annotated as methyltransferase 15, mitochondrial 12S rRNA N4-cytidine. The coding region runs from base 406 to 1629 and encodes 407 amino acids. Gene Ontology annotation, molecular function: rRNA (cytosine-N4-)-methyltransferase activity. NCBI's taxonomy places the organism in Eukaryota, Metazoa, Chordata, Mammalia, Scandentia, Tupaiidae. Gene Ontology annotation, biological process: rRNA base methylation. The transcript is spliced from 6 exons. The record is from RefSeq and is a predicted model, not a curated record.